This is a messenger RNA of Capronia coronata CBS 617.96, 2478 nucleotides long. RefSeq lists its product as uncharacterized. The record is from RefSeq and is a predicted model, not a curated record. Gene Ontology annotation, cellular component: cell periphery; cell septum. Gene Ontology annotation, molecular function: chitin synthase activity. The coding region runs from base 1 to 2478 and encodes 825 amino acids. The transcript has 3 exons. NCBI's taxonomy places the organism in Eukaryota, Fungi, Ascomycota, Eurotiomycetes, Chaetothyriales, Herpotrichiellaceae.
AUGCCCUGGAGACGAUUUACCGAUAGGUUCUUCAAGAAGCGCGAGGAUCCCUUGCUGCCCAUCACGGAAGAAGCUAAAGAAGAGAAGAACUACGACACCACAGUUGCUGAUGGAUCAUUUACGACGGACAACGAGAAAUAUGACCCGGCAGAUCCAGCAUGGACUGCGCUGCCAACUAUCCCCGUAGGCGCUCACGCACGACCCGAAAUCAUAGUCACUGCACCUGAGGAUGACAGUGAUGCGCCACCUUCUGGUACUAUCAGAGCAGAUGACUCUGGUCGUGCCGACUACGAGAGAGAUCUUGCUCAGUCUGCUGUAUAUCGACCGAGGGUGUUUUCCAACCCUUUUGGCGAUGACCAGCAAUCAGCUGGCUGCAUAGGUGAUACUCAAGGACCACCACAGAAGCUGAAGUCUCCAAGCCAACCGGCAUUACUUCAACCCGCAGCACAAACAGCGCAGAUAAGAAACUUCUCCAAGCCAACCUACGCUUCGAGUGGGACCAAAAUCACAUGGCUGCCAGACCCAAACGUCUUCCCCGCCGACUACAAGAGGAGGCAGUCAUCAUGGGGGCAAGACUCACGCCUACAAAGGCCGGCCGGAAGGGGGAGGCAGGUAUCGACAAUAUCGACCCUCAGUGUGCAAAGCGAAUAUCCCAGGAUCGUGGAUCCCGUGGAUCCAGCCAGAAAACUAUCGCACAGAAACCUCGUCUUCCAAAGAAUCAUGUAUUUGGGAAUCGUGGUCACUCUAAACAUUGGCUGCCUCAUGGCCGCUCUCUUCAGUCAUCAGGGCCUGUGGGUUUUCGUCUUCAUUCUGGUGAUCAAGAGCAAAGACGUGCUCUCCGCCCUCCUGUCACCAAUUGCAAUGAUGAUCAGAUGGGUAUAUCGCUUAUUCAAGCCGCUGAAAGAAGUGCCGCCGAAAUGGAUCUUGUCGCUGAUUCCAGCCUACUCGGAAAGCGAAGAGCAGAUUGUCAAAUGCAUCUUCUCGUUGCGGGACAACGGCAUCGGACCCCAUCGACAAGUCAUGUGUGUCGUUCUGGAUGGCAAACCGCGAGACGUGAAAUCACGCUUCACCAAGCUCCUGGCGACCAUUGAAAGACCGUAUGUCUCGUUCAAACAUCGCCUCGGCGAGCUCCGGAUUCAUGCUGGCUUCAUGGAAGAUGUGCCCGUGAUCAUUAUCGAGAAGAAGAGGAAUGCCGGCAAGAAGGAUUCUCUGAUUCUCGCUCACGACCUGUUCAACUUUCCGCGCAAGAAUGUGCCGCUGUACACCGAGCUUCUCCGUACAGAGAUCUGGCAGCACAUCUUGCCGGACCUGACCGACGAGUUUCCCUUCGGCGGGUUCGACAUGAUCUUCUGCACCGACGCCGACUCGGUCAUCCACCGAGGAGCACUGUCAUCGUUGUGCAACGCGCUCGCUCGAGAGGAGAAUUCAAUUGCUGCCUGUGGCCUCGUUCUUGUUGAGCUCGAACCGGGCCGCGAGUGGUCUGCAUGGAACAUGUACCAACAAUUCCAGUACUGUUUCGGCCAAUUCGUGCGCCGUCGAGCCGAACAUUUCUGGGGCAAAGUGACCUGUCUCCCCGGCUGCAUCACGAUGAUCAAGUGCCGACCCGAAUGCGCAGGCGCCAUUGCCAAAUACGCCGAACCGGUGACUACCAUGCCAGUCCUCCAUCACCAAGUGCAAUACCUCGGGACUGAUCGACGCCUAACAUACUGCCUACUGUCGCAGAACAUCAAACUGACGACUCUGUUCGUCCCCGAAGCAGUCAGCGAAACAGUGGCGCCGCAAUCGCUCAAACAUUACCUGAGCCAGCGUCGACGGUGGGGAUCGAACGCCUAUUUCAACAACUACUUCUACAUGACGGGCGAGAAAAUGUCGCCCAUCACCCGGGUAGCCGCGUUCAUCGAGGUCCUCCGUCUGAGCAUGGUCUACUACCGCUUCUGCAACACGAUCCUGCUGAUCCGCGAAGUCAUCGUGGAGGUCAUCCACCAUAAAUUCAGCACCGCCCGCCUCAUCCCCCUGUUGGCCGUCAGCCAGUUCCCGCUCAUGUGGUUCUGCAUUUCGGUGCUCAUCGAGAAACAGCUGCGCUGUCGUGCUCAUAAGUUGUUGAUGGGAUUUUGCAUCAAUAAGGGCAUUUCGUCGUUUGUCUCCAUGUUUGUCUUUUGGAGCGUCUGUCGAAACGUCGGCUCGCAAGUCUGGGGCAUUUCCGGUAUCACUGCCGCUGGCGGCGCAGCUCCGACAUCAGCGACAGCCGGCACCGCAGCGUCCGUGUCAUCGUCGGCACCGCCAUCAAUAACAUCAGCAGCAGCUGGUGCUACUCCAAUGGUCACCACAGCCGGCGGUGUGCCGGCUAUCCCAGCCGUGCCUGUCGUACCAGCCGCACCUCUGGUCAAGUCCGUGCGCAUCGAACCCAGUAUCCCAGGCGCACCGGCAUUUGCUGCUGUCGCGGUGCCACUGGCAGCGCCUAUACCUCCCAAGGAAUGA